AUGGCUCAGGCAACUAUCUUCUUUUGGGGACUCUUCCAGCAAUAUGCUGAAGCAGACAGAAAGGCUGUGCCUCGUGUGUCCUUGUUUGUCGACGACAUGGAAGGGAUUGCCUACGCAAGCAACAAUGAAAUUCAUGUAGGUGAUGACUACAUUAAAGGAAUUAAAGGUGAUAUCAAAUGGGAUUUUAAUGGUGUGCUUUACCAUGAAAUGGCACACAUUUGGCAGUGGGACGGAUCCGCUGGCACGAAAGCUCCUGGUGGAUUGAUUGAAGGGAUUGCUGAUUUUAUGAGGCUAAAAGCAAAUUAUGCACCAAGCAAUUGGGUGAAACCAGGGCAGGGUGACAGGUGGGAUCAAGGGUAUGAUGUUACAGCUAGGUUUCUGGACUAUUGCAAUGGUCUUAGAAAGGGGUUUGUGGCUGAACUUAACAAGAAGAUGAGGGCUACUUAUAGUGAUAACUUCUUUGUUGAGUUGCUAGGGAAGCCUGUUGAUGAGCUGUGGAGGGACUACAAAGCCAUGUUUAGGAACUAA
Messenger RNA from Dovyalis caffra, 528 nucleotides. The record is from the annotation of a GenBank genome assembly. Lineage: Eukaryota; Viridiplantae; Streptophyta; Magnoliopsida; Malpighiales; Salicaceae.